Molecule: messenger RNA, 1243 nt
Organism: Phalacrocorax carbo (great cormorant)
Lineage: Eukaryota; Metazoa; Chordata; Aves; Suliformes; Phalacrocoracidae
Source: RefSeq, a predicted model, not a curated record
CCUUCCCGGAGCCCCGCCCUUCCCGGGUCCCCCCCGUGUCCCGGGGGCCUGCCGUGCCCGGGGGUCCCCGCUGCCCCCCGUUACGGCCUGUGUCCGCGGGUGUCCCACCCCCCGCGCCCCGGCCCCCGGCCCCGCCCCCGGCCCCGCCCCCGCCGCGGCGGGCAGGACCGUGCGGGCUGCGGGCUGGCACCGGGCCCGCCCCGCCCCGGCACCGGCACCGGCACCGGCACCGGCACCGGCACCACCGGCCCCAGCGGCCCAUGGGGGCUCCGGGAGCGGCCGGCGCGGCAGGCAGCCGGUGAGCCCAGGCCUGAGCGGGGCAGCGUGGCCGGCGGCGCGGCGUGACCAUGCAGGCGGAGGCCAGAGGGGAUUUCUGCGGCAGGGACCAGCGCCCCGAGCUUGGCAAGGAGGUGCUGGUCCCAGAGCGCCCGGCGGGGACCCCCACCCACGGGCCGGCACAGGAGCCCCCCGGAACCCCUGCGGAGCAGGAGCAGGGUGGCAUCCCCAUCCCCAGCGCCGGCCUGCUGCAGGUCACCGAGCGCAGACAGCCCCUGAGCAGCGUCUCCUCGCUGGAGGUGCACUUCGACCUCCUGGACUUGACGGAGCUGACCGACAUGUCGGACCAGGAGCUCGCCGAGGUCUUUGCCGACUCCGACGAAGAGAAUGCGGCUGGAGAAUCGCCCAGCGGGCUGCAGCCGGUGCCACGGGCCGGGUACCUGCGCUCGCCCUCCUGGACCCGAGCGCGGGAGCAAGGCCGGGAGAAGAAGCACCUCAGCGAACCGGAGCUGCCGCCAGGACCCCCGGAUGCCUUCCUGCCCGCCGAGCGGCCCCGGGAGCCCUAGGGGACACGCUGGGGGAUGGACACGGAGGAGGGGGGGACACCGGUGCCGACCCUGGGCACCACUGGAGCCCGUCCCCGCCGCCCUGCCCGGGGAGAACCGGGGCGCAGGACUGGUGCUGCGGCGGGGGGAGCGGGCAGCUCGCCCGGAGGCACCGGGGAGCGGCUGUGGGCAGAAGAAGCCCCCAGCCCCGCCAAGGGGGACCCAGGGCUGGCUAAAGCUGGUGGCCGGGCAGACCGCCACCCACCACGCUACUGGGGAAGGGGCAACCAGGACCCAGAGCCCAGCACAGCCCCAGCUGCUGGGAGCGGUGGGAUGUGCUGCCCGGGCGCGGCCGGUGCCGGUGUUGGCCCGGUCCAUCAUGUAGCAGCGCUGUGUACCGGUAAAACCGACCCACCCAGCCA